UGUUGCCUAGCAUUGUGGAAGUGCCUUUAGAGACUCAGUAUGAAAACGAACUCCUAGGUUAGCUUAACCUAAUCUGACCUAAUCUGGCUUAACCUACAGAAAAGAAAAUAUUUAUAGAGAUAAUCAAGAGAGUUCUUUUUUUCUUGAUUGAAUAAUCCGAAAGUGUUUGAAAAAAGCAAUGAAAUUUAUUGUUAAUCAAUAUUAUUGAUAUAUCCACAUAAAUUGUCAUUGCAUAGUUAUAUCAUUAGACAUGAGCGAUAAACAGAAAGUUCUCAUUUGCGGAGACGUGGAGGGACACUUCAAAUUCCUCUUCUCUAAAGUGGAGGCUAUCAACAAGAAAAGUGGUCCAUUCGACUUCUUGUUAUGCGUUGGUAAUUUCUUCGGUGAAGAUAAUUCCGAGUUAGAAUCUUAUAAGUCCUGCGAAAAGACCAUCCCUGUACCAACAUAUAUUAUUGGACCUAACAGAGAGUCUGAUCUGAAACACUAUACCGAUGGUGAUGGAUAUGAGAUAUGUCAAAAUCUCACCUAUCUCGGAAAACGUGGUCUUUAUGCUGCUAGUUCGGGUCUCAAAAUAGCAUAUCUCAGUGGAAUUGAAAAAACAUCAACCGAGAGCAAAGAUAUAUACUUUAAUGAACAUGACGUUACAUCCAUUACGAACAGUUGUUUAAAAGGCCAACCAAGUUUUCGCGGUGUGGAUAUCUUAUUGACAUCUCCUUGGCCUGAAGGCAUAACUAAUCUUGAUGGUAACAAGCCGGAAUGCAAAUAUCAAGGUUCCAAAUUAAUUGCUUGGCUUGCAACUCAUAUUAAACCUAGAUAUCAUGUAGCGGCUUUGGAAGGGAUUUAUUAUGAACGACCACCAUACAGGAAUCAAAGUCAGAGUGAUGAAAAUAUGGAAAUAGCCACUAGGUUCAUAGCUCUGGCAUCAAUAAUGAAUCCUCAAAAAAGAAAAUGGUUGUAUGCUUUGAAUUUAACUCCUGUUGAUAGAAGUAGAUUGUCAGAUUUAAUUAUGAAAACUACAGACGAAACAUUAAGUCCAUAUCCAAAAUCCAUGCUAUCUGAUGAUCCAACGUCACAAAAGCAAAUUCACACACAAUUCUUCUAUGACAUGGAUUCAAAAGACAAUGGGAAGAGAUUGCGGCAUCAAAAUAAUAAUCACAAUAAAAAACUAAAAUUGGAGUUUGAUCAAUCAAAAUGUUGGUUCUGUUUAUCUAGUCCAGUUGUGUCCAAGCAUCUGGUAAUUUCUGUUGGUACAGAGAUCUAUUUAGCAUUAGCAAAAGGUGGUUUGGUAGAAGAUCAUUUCUUAAUUCUACCAAUAACACAUCAUCAGAGUCUGUCAAUUCUGCCAAAGAAUGUGAAAGACGAGAUGGAUCUUUACAAGAAAGCUGUGACUAAAUAUUAUGAAAGUACCAACAGAGUACCAGUAUUUUUCGAGAGAAAUUUUAAAACAUCUCAUUGUCAAUUGCAAGCAGUACCAGUUCAUAAGAAUCAAGCACCUGCAUUAAAGGAAAUGUUUGAGGAAUUGGCUGAAUGUAAUAAUUUUAAAAUAACAGAAUUGCCCCAGUAUACUGAUUUACAACAGAUCGCAAAACCUGGAGUUUUAUAUUUUUAUGUAGAACUACCAAACGGAGAAAUGUUAUUUUAUAGGAUUAAAAAAGAUUUCCCUUUACAAUUCGGCCGAGAAGUAUUAGCGUCUGAUAGAAUAUUAGAUAUUAAUGACAGAUCUGAUUGGAAAGAUUGUCAUAUGAGCCAAGAGGAAGAAACUGAAUUAGCAAAAAAAAUUAGGAAACAAUUUGCGACAUUUGACAUAGAUACUUGAAAAUUUAUACUACUUUUUAGAAUAAUGUAAAAUUUAUAAUUUAUAUCAGCAAAAAAUUGUAUAUACU
Camponotus floridanus (Florida carpenter ant) is the source of this 1883-nucleotide messenger RNA. RefSeq names its product CWF19-like protein 1. The transcript has 3 exons. The coding region runs from base 251 to 1816 and encodes 521 amino acids. Gene Ontology annotation, cellular component: post-mRNA release spliceosomal complex. Lineage: Eukaryota; Metazoa; Arthropoda; Insecta; Hymenoptera; Formicidae. Gene Ontology annotation, biological process: mRNA splicing, via spliceosome. The record is from RefSeq and is a predicted model, not a curated record. Gene Ontology annotation, molecular function: RNA lariat debranching enzyme activator activity.